Triplophysa dalaica is the source of this 3477-nucleotide messenger RNA. It is a transcript of the gene fkbp5, whose product is annotated as FKBP prolyl isomerase 5. NCBI's taxonomy places the organism in Eukaryota, Metazoa, Chordata, Actinopteri, Cypriniformes, Nemacheilidae. The transcript is spliced from 11 exons. Bases 1099 to 2514 code for a protein of 471 amino acids. Gene Ontology annotation, molecular function: peptidyl-prolyl cis-trans isomerase activity; protein binding. The record is from RefSeq and is a predicted model, not a curated record.
UUUCAAAACGUCUUAAAACUCUUAAGAUAAUAUCUGAAUACAUACUGUUGAAGAAAACAGUAGUUUAAUAAGCAUGUUCUGUAAUGUGCUGCUGUUCAUUUUAGUCUGUACGUGUCAUAUUGUACAGAUUGUACGAAACUGAGAAGACACGGUAACCAUCCUUAUCAUCUUUUCUGAAAGAACUGAUUCAAUAUUAUGUAUUGAUCUUUUAUAUGCUAUUUUAUGCUGAACUUACUUUUUCUUUCAUCUUCUCAGACAUUUUCUCAUUAAUUCAUGAAAACCAUAGGGACUGUUGCUUAAGAGCUCAUGAUGUAAAAUCAGAAGGCUGGUUAAUUGAUUGAUAAUGUGUUGUGUUCCUGCUUCAAUUUUUAUUUUUAAUUUGCAAUGCCCCGAGGAACUGGUCCGGAGGUUUUUCUUAGAAUAGUGAAGGAUGCUGUUUCACGUUCCCCUUAUAGCACUGACCAGAAAUGGCUUAAAACUUGUUUUAGUGAAUCAAGCGCGUGAAGAACUGCUUUAUAAAAUUGAUGUAGCUCAUGUUGAAACAUCAAUAUGAAUUUGAAGUGGAUUUGUCUUUUAUUGUCUUUGUCUUUCACAAGUCCCUUUUAGACAUGGAUGUUGCCACGUAGAAUUGGGAGGAACCAGAUGCAAUAAUUAAAGAAUCAGCAGCAGAAAAAAACCUUUUUUGUAAAUAUACAUUUAUUAGGAAUAUUAGAAUGAUGUCUAUGGUGCUUUUCCUCAGACCCUUAGAGUGUAAGAAGCUGCUUUUAAGAAAGACACUUCUCGAUUUUAGGACAGACAUCCCUAAUUAUUAUUUUGAAUCAUUUAAAUAUAUGUUUUAUAGAAAAAGACUAGGUAUGUGACAGUUUGAUUUACAAGGAAUCUUUGUGAGCACAUAGUGUAUUUCAUUGCGGACACAAUGUUCAAGGAUGGAAUGAGUCAACCGUUGCUGAACGAUCAUCUUUGCGAUGGGAAUGCCUGUUGUAAUCUCACCACACUGAGGACAUCUGAGAUAUAAACUCAAUAAGAGCUUGGCAAAGUCACACCACCUUUAAACCAGUCAAAGCGACCCAAGACCUAAGGACUGCUGGCUGAAAAGUUAUGAAUAUAACCAGGAAGAGACAAAGGGGGACACGGGUAUGUACGAGUGAUGAAAUGUCAUCUUUAGAGGAUAUUUUGUCCAGUAACCAGUGCCCAACUGCUGUCAUUACCUCCCAAGGCACUGAUGUAACUCCAAACAGGGACAGUGGAGUAUGUAAGAUUGUUAAAAAGCAUGGUGUGGAGGGAGAAAGGCCGAUGAUUGGGGAUAAGGUGUGUGUCCACUACACAGGCAGGCUACUCAGUGGAAAGAAGUUUGACUCCAGUCUUGACCGCAAGGAACCUUUUGUUUUCAAUGUGGGCAAAGGUCAGGUUAUCAAGGCGUGGGACAUCGGCGUGUGUUCCAUGCAGAAGGGAGAGGUGUGCAUGCUGCUCUGUAAACCUGAAUACGCAUAUGGUUCUGCUGGAAAUCCCCCAAAGGUUCCUCCUAAUGCCACACUUGUGUUUGAGAUUGAACUGCUGAGCUUCAGAGGGGAGGUGUUAACAGAAGAUGGUGGAAUUGUUAGGAGAAUAAAGGUUAAAGGUGAAGGUUAUAACAAUCCGAAUGAUGGGGCCACAGUCCAUGUACACUUACAGGGCUGGUGCGGAGGCUCUUUGUUUGAGUCUCGUGAUGUCACAUUUGUGGUGGGUGAAUCGGUGGACGCGGGUGUCCCACUAGGUGUAGACAGGUCCAUGGAAAAAAUGCAAAAGGGGGAAUGCUGCCUGCUAUACUUAAAGCCCAAGUAUGGUUAUGGCAAAGAGGGCAAGCCAGAAAAUAACAUUGGAUCAAAUGCAGAACUGUUAUACGAGGUCACACUUAAAAACUUUGAAAAGGCCAAAGAAUCCUGGGAAAUGGACCUUAAAGAGAAACUUGAACGAGCCGUUUUGGUCAAACAGAAGGGGACACAGUAUUUCAAGGCUGGACGGUACAGCCAUGCUGUUAUUCAGUACCAACAGAUUGUUACCUGGUUGGAGAUGGAGUGUGGGUCAGGAACCGAGCAGCUACAGGCCAUUCAAUCUCUGAUGUUAGUGGCCCAUCUGAAUCUUGCCCUGUGCUAUCUGCGUUUGCGCGAGUACUCUAAGACCGUGGAAAACUGCGACAAGGUGAUGGAGCUGGACACAGACAACGAGAAAGCUCUAUAUCGGCGCGGUGAAGCGCGUCUUUUGCGUAACGAGUUCAGUUUGGCGCUCGAGGACUUCAAGCAGGUCUUGCAGGUCAAUCCCUAUAACCGCGCUGCCCGCAGUCAAAUAGCCGUCUGUCAACGCAAGAUCCGCGAGCACAACGAGCGUGAUAAGAUGAUCUAUGCAAACAUGUUCCAGAGGUUUGCCGAACACGACGCCAAGGUGGUCAAAUUGAAAAGGAAGAAAGACGACAGCGGACAUUCUGAUCAAAAUAAGCGGGGUCUCAAGAGACAGUGUUUGAGUGAGGAUGACCCCUAAGGCUUACUAUAAUAACCGGGAGACCCCAGUAAGAGGGUCAGGCUGGGGGAUGGCUGGGCCUUCCUCGUUGCAACAGUAGGGGUGAGGACGAGCCCCUACGCACUUUGACCUACGACCUCAUUAUCCUAGGACUGUAACAACAAAUGUUGGAGAAGUGAUUCUAAUAAAGGUUUAUUGGCACUGAAGAGCUCCAACCUCAAUGACAUUCCUACAAAAAACAACCAAAGCGCACAAUUCUGUAACCAUCUGUAAACCUCGAAGGUGCACCCCUCAGCUCUAAAAAGGCAUUCAUCAGCUGCAUUAAUGUGAUAUACAGUUUGAUAUAUUUCAUUAUAGACUUGAAUACAACUUAGUACCUUAACUUGUACUGUAUAGUAUUCAAUAUUAAUGCAUUGACGUUGUGCAUAAUCAGAUUAGGGGUUGAAACUUGCAGUGGUGAGGCGUCUACUGGAGACUUGAUGUUUUUUGUAUUAUAUUUGUAUAAGUGUGUAUGAUAUUUAGAUGCAAGUGACCGUAUUGGAUAGCUGGAUUUAGAAGUGCAAUCUUCCCUACUGGAAAAACCUAAUUUACAGCUCUCCAACCUGAACGCUUCGAGGAUGAGAGCUGCAACAGGCAUACAUCCACACAUACACAUUUGAUACUUGUGAGUGCAUGCUUCUGCAUCCUGGGAACAUCCUAAAUUUGGGAAUAUAUUUCAACAGGUUAGUUUGAACCUGGAAUCUUUGACUGAAGUUCAAUGCCUUUAUUUUUGAACCGAGUUCCGUUAACCCUUUGAAGCUUCGGGGCUCGGAUGCUUUUUAGACAAAUCUUUUGAAAAGAAAGGAAUAUUUCAAAUAAUCGUCCUCUCGAAACCCACUUGUUUAUUUGUUGAAAUACUAACUAGUGUGGUUUGCAUGUUUUUUUUCACUAUGUUCCUCAUGUUUCAGACAUUUGAAAGAAUAAUAAUAAAUUGUUUGUUAACAA